UGUUUAGGUGCGGGGUUUACAUCAACAAAAUGAAAAAUAUUACUAUUAGGUUACCAACGCAAGUAUUGAUUUGAAAAUUCUUGUAUCAUAAUAUUAUUUUUAUAUGUAUGACGUGGAUCUAGUGUACACCUACACUUAGAAAAGCUACAAAAUACAAAUGAGAAAGGUUUUAUUUUCGAAAAGAUAGGUAAUUACAGUCCAACAUAAGGAGGUGGAAAAAGAGUUGAAAGAAGUAACUAAUACGCCGAUAGCUUCUUCGGGCGCUAAUAAAAUACCUGGAGAACUGUUCCCAGCUGCAAGAGUAGUUCCAAUGGUACUCACCAACAAAGAGCCCGUGGUGUUGUCUUUUGACGACGUGCCCGGUCCGAAAUCUUUGAAGUACUUGUCAAGUUUUCGUCAUUAUUUGUCUCAACUCGGCACGCAAUUUACGGCUAGCGUUUUGACAAUCGGCCUCAAUCUAAGUACAUACAUAAACACAAGAAAACCACUCAAGAACCUCUCCGCACUCUUCGAUGAGUACGGCCCUGUGGUUCGCUUCAUCAGCCCCGUCGGUAAUGACAUUGUCCUCAUCAACCAUCCGGAUCACAUCCAAAAAGUCUACACUAUGGAGGGAGACUGUCCGGUGCGGUCUGCUCUAGACUCCUUGGAGAAGUACAGGAUGGAGCACAGGCAAAACGUGCUUGGGGGGCUGUUUACUGUCCAAGGUGAACACUGGUGUCGUCAACGCGAAAUAGUGCACAGUCCUCUACACAACUCGAUAGCCCAUCACAUCAACGGUGUGUGCGAAAUUUGCGACAACUUCACGCAGAAGGUCUAUAACAUGAGGAACUACCAGGAUGAAGUCCCGAAAGACCUGUACGACGCGUUGCAUAAGUGGGCCUUUGAUUGUAUGGGGCUAAUAUUGUUCGCGAAGAAGUUCACGAUGCUAGAUACGGAGCUGGUGUACAGCCAGUGCGACAUGUCGUGGAUGUACCACAGCCUGCAGCGAGCCACCGACGCCAUCGUCAAGUGCGAGUCCGGGCUCCACUGGUGGAAGAUAUUCUCCACGCCAGCCUGGCACUCGCUCGUCAAGUACUGCGAUAGCUUGGACAAUCUAAUCGGCAAGCACGUUUUGGAGGCGGAACAAGCAUUAACUUUUAAACUAAAGGAUAACGAAGAGAAUAUAACGAGUUCAAACAUUUUGAUCAACUCUAUGUUGGUGGGACAAGAAAAGAUGAAUCCUGAAGACAUAGCAACCGUUAUUAUGGAUAUGCUUCUCAUUGGCGUCAACACUAUAACAUCGUCGAUGUCCUUCUUGCUGUAUUAUUUGGCUAAGUACCAGAGAGCCCAAAAACUUUUAUAUCAAGAAGUGGUACAACUGGAUAGCCACUUGGAUUCAGAACACUUGACGAAGAUAAGGGAACAGACGCCUUACCUCCAAGCUUGCUUAAAGGAGACAUUAAGAUUAGUGCCACCAAUUCCAGUGCUUACCCGAAUUUUACCAAAGAACAUUACGCUGGAUAGAUACAAUAUACCUCGAGGCACUCUAAUAAUAAUGUCAACACAAGAUACAGCUUUAAAAGAAAGCAACUAUGACGAUGCAGCAAUGUUCUAUCCUGAAAGGUGGCUGAAACCCGAGGCAAAAGACUACCAUGCCUUUGCGUCUAUACCAUUCGGUUUCGGAGCACGAAAAUGCUUGGGACAAAAUAUUGCUGAGACUUUGCUUUCACUUUUGACUGUAAAGAUAGUACAAAAGUACAAACUUGAAUACCACUAUGGUGACAUCCAACCUACGAGAAGUUUCAUCGCUAAACCAAAUAAGUCAUUGAAAAUAAGGUUCAUAGAUAGAAAUUAAAUAUUUUGCUUUUAAAUUGUACAAUUAAGGUAACUUUGUUGUUAGUGUCCUGUAAACAAUAAAACUAUUUGAUUGUAA
This is a messenger RNA of Manduca sexta (tobacco hornworm), 1912 nucleotides long. RefSeq names its product probable cytochrome P450 301a1, mitochondrial (gene Cyp339a1). Gene Ontology annotation, molecular function: heme binding; iron ion binding; oxidoreductase activity, acting on paired donors, with incorporation or reduction of molecular oxygen. Bases 311 to 1834 code for a protein of 507 amino acids. The transcript is spliced from 11 exons. NCBI's taxonomy places the organism in Eukaryota, Metazoa, Arthropoda, Insecta, Lepidoptera, Sphingidae. The record is from RefSeq and is a predicted model, not a curated record.